This is a messenger RNA of Blepharisma stoltei, 1497 nucleotides long. The record is from the annotation of a GenBank genome assembly. Lineage: Eukaryota; Ciliophora; Heterotrichea; Heterotrichida; Blepharismidae.
AUGGAAGACUUUAUGAGUCGCUGCAUAAGUGGGUCAACUGAGUAUGUAGCAGUCAUACUCAGCAGCCGCUCUCCAGAUCAGCCUGUCUAUCUCUACCCAUUAAACGCCUCAAUUGCUUUUACAGUCCCAUUCCCUAUAGUGAGUUUCCAAAUUCUGUCAUACCCUAACUGUAAAGUGGCAGUAGAUUUAUUAUACCCCAACUUUUAUCUUGCGAUAAUAAUUCCUACAAUUUCAGAUACAAUUCUUACGUCUGUAUAUAAAGAAGCUUUAUUUUGAAUAAAAAAUAUUUACCCUUUUCCUGACAAUUUUCCAUGUGUAACAGAUGAGCUUAUUAGUGAAAGGACGCCUAGGAGUGGCAGAAGUGGCCGCAUGAGCCAAAGAGACUUAAUGACGCUUAAGCUUGAUAUGAAUGACAAGCUGAAAAAAGCCCUGGAUCCGGUCUUUAUUUGUUUGUUUUAUAAGGUUUAUCCAUAUAUGCUAUAUGAAGAUGAAGAUUUCUCGACGUCUCCGAUUAUUUAUCCACAGGUGUGUUUACCAUUGGCACUAGGCUGCAGUUCUCUUGUACUGCCAGUUUCUGUUGAGGUGAGGAUGGAUAUCCAAGAUAGUUUGAAUUUAUUAUAUUUAGAUAAAACUGUUAUUGUGCAUGAGAUUUUGACAUUAGAUUCCCCAUCUGCUGUUAUUACUUCAGUUAUGUUUAUGUAUAGAGGGUGCACUAUUAUAGGAAACCUAUCAGAAAGUGAUACAAAAGAGGUCAUGAAGCUGUAUUACGCUAAUACUUUGUUUAUCAGAACCAACACGUUCCCGCAAUUUACCCUUACGAAUAAAAUAAAAAAUGGAAAACAAGAAAAAGUUAUUGCAUUAGUCGCUGUAAAAGCAGGGGUUUUAUGUAUUGUACUUCAAGCUUUGACUGAUGGCACGGUAGACUAUGACCCAUGGUUCGUAGAUAAAGGUUUAAGGGUUUGUAAAGAAAUGGACGACAAAGGAAUUUUCGAAAAACUUGAAGAAGAGUACCAAAAAAAAAUCAUCAAGCCAGAGGUAAAUGAACAUAAAGAAAAGUUUUUAAGAACAUUUGAACAGCAAGUUAUAAGGAAGUCGAGGUCUGUCGCAAGUUCUCCUAUUGGCUCUCCUAAAUCAGUGACAGACGAAAAAGAGACUAAAAAAUUCCAACCAACUUAUUUCCCUGAGCACGAUAUUGAGGUAUUUCACUAUGUUUUGGCUGAUUAUAAAACUAAGCGUUUAAAUGUGUCUCCUAUAAAAGGCUCAAAAGAGUGAUAUUUAAACGUGAUCCGGCCACUUUUUUGCCACUAUUCUAAUUUGUAUGAAAUAAUGCUGGCAAACCCUAACUUGGAGUACCAUGAAAUUAAUGUAAAUUUUGACAAAGUUCUUGACAGUCAGCAAAUUGCAGCUUGUCGACAUGCAAACUCGAUUUUAUUUUUGCAUUACAUAGGAGAGCCUGUAAACCUCAAACAGUUUGCAUUUCAGCUUUCACAAAAUUAA